Molecule: messenger RNA, 2266 nt
Organism: Purpureocillium takamizusanense
Lineage: Eukaryota; Fungi; Ascomycota; Sordariomycetes; Hypocreales; Ophiocordycipitaceae
Gene: PFA3
Product: Protein S-acyltransferase
Exons: 2
Coding region: 276-1853 (525 amino acids)
Molecular function (GO): palmitoyltransferase activity
Source: RefSeq, a predicted model, not a curated record
GUCCAGCUCAGCUCAUCAGAAUGCUGGCGGCGUGCCGCAGCAACCCCCCUUCCUCCGCUACUACAUCAACAUCAUCAUCACCAUCAUCAUCAUUUACAAACUCCGCAGCCGCCCCAACCCUCCCGGGCCAUGGGCUGAGAGGGUCAGACGCGAAACAAGCAGCAAGUGCACAUGCAUCCACCUACGAAUAAGCACGGGACGCAGUCAAAGCCGCCGCAUUGGAGAGAGACGAGGAGCUCGACGACGACGCCGCGGCCGCCCAGGGCGCCGACAAGAUGUCGCGGCGGUGCGCGCGCAAGCUCGAGCGCGCGUGCUGCUCGUUUGCGACGUACAUACCGCUGAUAUUCGUCUACGGACUGACGACGUGGGCCGUGUGGGUGGUGAUAAAGAUCGGCCUGAUCAGCGUUGAUGGUAGUUGGAUAGCAGGCACCGGAUCGUCCGUCGUCGGCUUCAUCCUCUACGCCCUGCUCAACUGGUCCUACACGACGGCCGUCUUCACCAGCCCCGGCUCCACGACCAACGACGAUGGCUACGGCCUGCUGCCCACCACGCAGGGCCAGCAGCCGUCGGCCACGUCCUUCACCGUCAAGAGCAACGGCCAGCUCCGCUUCUGCAAGAAGUGCCAGGCCCGCAAGCCCGACCGCGCCCACCACUGCUCGACCUGCCGCCGGUGCGUCCUGAAGAUGGACCACCACUGCCCCUGGCUCGCCACGUGCAUCGGCCUGCGCAACCACAAGGCGUUCUUGCUCUUCUUGAUGUAUACCACGAUAUUCAGCUUCUAUGCCUUUGCCGUCAGCGGCACCUGGGUCUGGGGUGAGGUCAUCGAGGAGCAGACGCGCUACACGGACGCUCUCAUGCCGGUAAACUUCAUCGUCCUGAGCGUCAUCAGCGGCAUCAUCGGCAUCGUCGUCGGUGCCUUUACCGCCUGGCACAUCAUGCUGGCCGCCAAGGGCCAAACGACCAUCGAGUGCCUCGAGAAGACGCGGUACCUCUCUCCCCUGCGCAAGACGUACAACCACGCGCACAACCCCGCCAACCAUAUCCCGCAGGCCGCCCAGCAGUUUGUCGACUUUCACACCAAUGCCCUGCCCGGUGUCACGCGCCCCGAGGAGGGCGAAGAGCGGCCUGUCGACCUGGACGGGGCCCGGCCGGUGCACAUGUCGUACGACGACCUGGAGCGGCAGCAGUCGCGCAGGCGCUACGAGGAUUACCUCGACGAGCAGGAGUCGGAGAAGCUCCCCAACGCCUUUGACCUGGGCUGGAAGCGCAACCUGCAGCACCUCAUGGGGCCCGUCCCUGCCCUGUGGUUCUUGCCCAUCUGCAACACCACGGGCGACGGGUGGUCGUGGGAGGCGAGCCCCAAGUGGAUCGAGGCCCGCGAACAGAUGAGGGCCGAGCGAGAGCGUCAGCGACAGAGGGAGAUUAACGCGGGCUGGGGGGCGCCGGAUGACGACCCGUACGCGCCCGUGACGAGUAACGGCAACGGCAGCGCGAGAGCGGCACCGACGAGCCAAGGGGGUUGGAGGCCGCCGAGCAAGGCGGACCGCGUCCUUGGCCGAGACCCGAACCUGUACGCGGACGGCACGCAGACGAUGCAGAUGCAGCGCCUGACGCCUCGCGGGCGGAACCUCGAAGACGAUCUUCUGGAUACGGACGAUGAGCAUGACGCGGCAGAGCCGUCGCCCCGGACGGACACCCGCGAGGAAGCCGAACGGCGGGCGAUGAACGUGGUCACCAACGGCCGCGGGUGGGGCCGGGCCGGAGCGAGCGGGAUGCUCCGUAAGGGCAGCUCCCAGAGCGCGAGCGGCACGCCGGCCAUGAGCCCGCAGUUCCAGGACGACGGCGUCGACUGAGCGGGAGGGCUGUUUGCAUAGAUGAGGUGUACGGAAGCCAGCCAGCUGUUCGUUUAUUUGCACACUUAACACGGGGGGAAGAGGCGGAAGCGUUUGCUUGUAGACCUGCAUAUGUUUAUACAAAGUAUCUUCUAGGAGCCCGGAGGGGCCUUGCCGGAGGGGGCUGAGCUCGCACGUGCACGCUUUGGGCGGCUAGGGGCGAGGCGCAAUGCAUGCAUGCAUUCAUGGCCCGCGGGGUUGAUGCAUUUUCUGUGCUGCUGGAUGAUGAUGCCUUAAUCUCCCUUCUCCUAGCUGUACGCACGAACGCAUGGCGAACCGGGGGCAGCUGUCGAGUAGGGCACGGUAAGGGACUCUAGGAAUAUGAAACAUGGAGAAGCACAACUAAGCGGCUAAGCGUGUCUACUCGCAAGGUG